AUGGCCCCCGCUCACCUCCGGAAUCCACCACAGGCCCCGCCGACCUUCACGGCUACCCCGCAGUCCGUUGUCGCCGAUGCUGAGCGACUGCUGAACACAUCUCGAACCAUUCAAGACAAGAUUGUUGCCGACAUCAAGCCCGAUGACGCCACGUUUGCCAACGUGCUGCGUCCGCUUGCUCAAGAUGAGAACGUCAUGGCGUUGGAGGCACACAUCCUGGGCUUUUACCAGGCCGUAUCAACCGAUCAGAAGCUCCGGGAUGCUUCCUCCAAGGCGGAAGAGCUUAUGGAUGAGUUCUUCAUCGAGGCCGUGAUGCGAGAGGAUGUUUUUAAGCUGGUGGAUGCUGCUCUGAAUAAGAACGAGGAUCUCGAUCCUGAAUCACGCCGUCUGUUAGAGAAGGCACACAAGGAUUUCGUGCGAAAUGGACUGGGUCUGCCCGCCGGGCCCCAGCGAGCACGUUUCAAGGAGAUCAAGAAGCGUCUGAGUCAGUUGAGCAUUGAGUUCCAGAAGAACCUGAACGAGGAGAACGGUGGUAUCUGGUUUACCCCAGAGGAGCUUGAUGGUGUGCCGGAGGAUGUGACCUCCGGCCUAAAGCGCGGCGAGGGUGAGAACGCUGGCAAGCUCUGGUUGACCUUCAAGUACCCGGAUUUGUUCCCGACCAUGAAGUACGCCAAAAACUCGGAGGUCCGUAAGCAGGUCAUGGUUGCCAACGAGAACAAGUGCAACCAAAACGUCCCGCUGUUCCGCGAAGCUAUUGUGCUGCGUGAUGAAGCUGCCCGUCUUCUGGGCUACCCCAACCACGCCGCCUUCCGCAUUGAGGACAAGAUGGCCAAGACACCGGAGACCGUUGACACAUUCCUGGGCGAUCUGCGCGCCCGGCUGACUGACGGUGGUAAGCAGGAGAUCCAGACCUUGAUGAAGUUGAAGAAGGAGUUGGACCCCAACUCUGAUGACCGCUACUACUUGUGGGAUCACCGAUACUAUGACCGACUGAUGCUUGAGCGGGACUUCCAACUGGAUCACCAGCUUAUUGCCGAGUACUUCCCGUUGCAGACCACCAUCCAGGGCAUGCUGAAGAUCUUUGAGGAGCUGUUUGGAUUAGAAUUCGUCGAGAUUGUUGGCGAGGACCGUGCGGCCUUAGCCCCCACCGGCCAGGCUGAUGACAUUGUCUGGCAUGAAGAUGUGCAGGUCUUUAGCGUGUGGAAUGACGAGGGUGAGGGUUCUGGCUUUGUCGGCUACUUGUAUCUGGACUUGUUCCCUCGUGAGGGCAAGUAUGGCCAUGCCGCCAACUUCAACCUCCAGCCGGGUUUCAUUGACGCAGAGGGUAACCGACGCUUCCCCGCCACCGCCCUGGUGUGCAACUUCACCAAGCCUGGCCCUAAGAAGCCCAGUCUGCUCAAGCACGACGAGGUUGUGACCCUCUUCCACGAGCUGGGCCACGGUAUCCACGACUUGGUAUCCCGUACCACUUACUCUCGCUUCCACGGCACCAGCACCGUGCGGGACUUCGUUGAGGCGCCUAGCCAAAUGCUUGAGAACUGGUGCUGGACUCCCUCACAGCUGCGCUCGCUGAGCCGACACUACUCUACCCUGUCGCCCGAGUACCUCGCCGGAUGGCAAGAAGCCCAACAAGCGCGUAGCGGCGGCAAGACAGCUACUGCUCCCCCCUCGGAGCGCAUCCCUGACGAUGUGAUCGCCAACCUCAUCCGUACCAAGCACGUCAACGACGCCUUGUUCCAACUGCGCCAGCUCCACUUCGGUAUCUUUGAUAUGACCGUGCACGAGCCUAAGAGCCACGCCGAGAUCGAAGCCCUCCCUAUUUCUGCGACUUAUAACCGUCUCCGCCAGGAGAUUACCCAGAUGGAUGGCAUGGAGGCACUAAGUGGUGGUCAGGAGUGGGGUCACGGCGAGGCGACAUUCGGUCACUUGAUCGGUGGUUAUGAUGCUGGAUACUACGGAUACUUGAGUUCCCAAGUGUACUCCACUGACAUGUUCUACACGGUCUUCAAGGAUGACCCCAUGAACAAGGCUGCUGGUCGCCGCUACCGGUACCAGGUGCUAGAGAAGGGUGGCAGCCAGGACGAGAUGAAGACGCUGACCGAGUUCCUGGGUCGUGAGCCGCAGACUACUGCGUUUUACAAGGAGCUUGGUCUGGCGUAG
Molecule: messenger RNA, 2160 nt
Organism: Penicillium pulvis
Lineage: Eukaryota; Fungi; Ascomycota; Eurotiomycetes; Eurotiales; Aspergillaceae
Product: M3 family metallopeptidase
Exons: 3
Coding region: 1-2160 (719 amino acids)
Biological process (GO): peptide metabolic process; proteolysis
Cellular component (GO): mitochondrial intermembrane space
Molecular function (GO): metalloendopeptidase activity
Source: RefSeq, a predicted model, not a curated record